UGCAGCUACAUUCGUUAGCUGUGCCCAUCAACUGAAUUUACUUCGUGACCCCCCGUUACAAAUAAAAACUUUCAAAAUUCUGCCCAUAACAAAUUUCAAACUUCAGCCACAGCCUAUGCAAAAGAUGGCAGCGCCCGUUGGAGCAGCGCCGGCGGCUAUUGAGGCACCGCUAUCCGCCCCGAAAUAUGGCACAUUAAUACCAAAUCGGAUUUUUGUCGGCGGUAUAAGCGGCGACACAACGGAAUCCGAUUUGUGUCGCGUUUUUUCCGCCUAUGGCAAUGUGAAAUCAACAAAAAUUAUUGUCGAUAGAGCUGGUGUCAGUAAAGGUUAUGGUUUUGUAACCUUCGAAACCGAACAGGAGGCACAAAGGCUGCAAACGGAUGGCGAAUGUGUUGUACUGAGGGAUCGUAAACUGAAUAUAGCACCAGCCAUCAAAAAACAGUCGAUUGUGGCCACAAAUGGUGCUGUCUAUUACACAACUACACCUCCAGCCCCCAUAAGCAAUAUGCCGAUUGAUCAAUUUGCCGCCGCUGUUUAUCCACCAGCCGCUGCUACUGCUGCUGGUAUGCCAACACUUUACCCACCUUCAAUGCAAUAUCAACCAUUCUAUCAAUAUUACAGUGUGCCAAUGAAUGUACCCACCAUCUGGCCCCAGAAUUAUCAAGCUGUUGAGCAAACUUUGUUGGCUUACGGCAAUGCCAAUGGCACACAACUUUAAAGAGGCAGACAGACGUCAAUAGCAAUCAGCAUCACCAACAACAACAACAACAACAACAAAAAACAUCACACCAUCACAAACAACAACUCAUAAUUGUUAGAAAGAAAA
Musca vetustissima is the source of this 826-nucleotide messenger RNA. RefSeq names its product protein boule. The transcript is spliced from 7 exons. Gene Ontology annotation, molecular function: RNA binding. The coding region runs from base 116 to 718 and encodes 200 amino acids. The record is from RefSeq and is a predicted model, not a curated record. NCBI's taxonomy places the organism in Eukaryota, Metazoa, Arthropoda, Insecta, Diptera, Muscidae.